Colletotrichum chrysophilum is the source of this 2658-nucleotide messenger RNA. RefSeq lists its product as uncharacterized. The transcript has a single exon. The record is from RefSeq and is a predicted model, not a curated record. The coding region runs from base 1 to 2658 and encodes 885 amino acids. Gene Ontology annotation, cellular component: nucleus. Lineage: Eukaryota; Fungi; Ascomycota; Sordariomycetes; Glomerellales; Glomerellaceae. Gene Ontology annotation, molecular function: DNA binding.
AUGUCUUCCGUGAACCGUGACGUCGAUACCGUCGUCGACGACGUUGACAAGCUCCCCCGCGAGAAGAAGUCCUCCCGCAGCAAGUCGGAGCGCAGCCUCAGAUCCGACAAAGGCGACAAGGAACACCGCUCCUCCCGUGUGAGCUCACGAUCCUCGAAGUCGAAGAUGGUUGACGGCAGCGGCCUCGGAAGCGAUACCCACUCGCGUUCCCACUCUCACCGCCGUCACCGCACCCGCGAAGAACGAGACCGCGACCGCAGAGACCGGGACAGGGACAGAGACAGAGACAGAGACAGAGAACGUGGCCACGACCGCUCCUCCUCCAUGACCGACCUCGUCCCCGAGCUGGCCAGAACCUCCCUGACCAACUCUACCGAUCGCGUUUCCGUUCCCUACCCGACCUUUAGCAAGGCGCACAGCAAGGAGGCUGUCCGCAGCAAAGAUGACGUCUCGGCCGUCGCCGAGAAAGAAAAGCAGAGAGAUCCCUUUACCCCCGAGGCGACCGACCUCGGACAGAGCGACGUCCACCGAUCCAAGAGCGUGAACGAUGCCUCGCGCAAGGUUUCGACCAAAGAGAGGCCUCCCAGCCCGCCCGAGACAGAUUUGUCCGACAAGAGACGAUCUGAGACGCCCGAGUCGUCGCGCAAGGAGCGUUCAAGCUCAAGAUUAACCGAGAAGAGGGAUAGGGAUGACCGACCGAUCUCGCGACUGAGCGGCCUUUCGAUUUCAAGGUCGGGAUCUAGAGCCGACGAAAGAUCCCGGGUGAGCUUCAAGUCCAAGAGUAGCAGUCAGGCCACCUACGUCAAGUCGCCCUCUUUCCCUCCCGGCGUGCAGGAGAGCCUCAACAUCAAGCCGAGCAGGUCUUCCUCCAAGCGCAGUUCGUCGAGCAAGAAGAGCCGACGAUCCGAUAUCCAAGAUGGCGACUCGUCCCCUGAGAGCGUGAUGGAUUCGUCCCCAAAGACCCCGACCCAAUGCCCGAACUACCCCCCGCCCUUGCCGCCGGACCAGAAGCCGCACCCUGGAUUGGCUCAAGUGUAUGCUGAAGAGAUCACGCCCUCGGGCACCCCAGCGACCGACCUCCCUGGACCUCCUCCCCCGCCGCCACCUCCUCCGCCUCUGGACGUCCACGAGGCGCCUAGAGUCGACUACCUCUUGCAGAACGGCGGACUGCUUCAACCCCUACCAAAGACGUUUUUGUCUGUUCUUCCUCGUCAGAAUGGCGCCAGGCCUUCCAACCCCCCUCUCGUUGGCGCACAAACGCUGUUCGCCCCUUUCUUCAACUUGCUGGAUCAGUACAACUCGGUGCUAAACAGAAAUGGCUCGGUAGCCGUUGCAACCGGUCACCGAUCGGUUGCUCGCAGACUCCUGGACCGCCUUGAGAAUGUGUUCUCUCGGGAGCUGCCCGAGUAUGGAUGCACCUGCGUUUUGUGCGAGAGAGGGCCCGAUAUCCAGCACCGCGGCCUGGGCUGGGGCGAGGUUCUUGAGUGGGUUAGCGGUCGCAUCGAGCUCCCACAAUGGCCUCCCUUUGACUUGGCGACCUUGGGGUCUGCCGCUGCGGACAUUGCCGCGGAUCUCCCCCCUCGUCCCGAUUCGCCCAUCCAGAUCGACCCCGAUAUCGCCGAGGAGUUCCGCGAGCACUACCUCCAACGGUCUAAGAAGGUCAGGGGAGCUGUGGACAAGUGGUUGAACAAGUGCGGUGACUCGACCGCCCCGACGCCACAAGACGUUGACGACGACACACUCACGUUCGCCAUGCUUACGAACCUGGACCCUGAGGACCAGCCGUACUUCAACGCCAUUCUCACCGGCUCUAGCCAGCUCAAGCCCACGACGAGAGCCCCUACACCCUCUCACUCUCACCGUCCCCGCCCCGACUUCGUUAUCAAGGCCGGUCUUUCCCUCCAGCGUCUGUAUCGCUUGCAACAGACGCCCCGCGAUGCCGAAGUCGCAAUGUACCUUGUCAAGAACCCUCAUACCCACGAUCUCGUUGUGACAAUGUCCGAUAUCAACACCCAGGAGUGGGAGAUCUUGACUUCGGGAAGAUUCGAUGGCUUCUUGUGGUCUGGCGCCGACGGAGACGACGUCAACACCCCGAUCGCCGACUCCCGGGGAGCCACUCCCGCGAGCGGCUACUUCCCUUCUCGACCCUCGACUGGAGGGCCUUCUCGCAACGCCACCCCGUACUCUCGUGGCGCCACUCCAGCUUCCUUCGUAAGCGGUAUGUCAGCUGCCGCGAACCGUCAGGCAGUGUCCCGUGAUGAGGAGAUGGAGAUGGCCGUCUUGGCGGAAGUGGAGCGUGAGAUCUACCAGGGUAUGGAGGUGCUGGAGGAUGCCUUCGAGGCACUUCACCUCAGGGCGGAAGUUGUCCGGACGGCGCUGCGCAACAGAGGCGCAGGCCUCGCGCACAGCUUGCAGAGCCGCCGGCGUAUCGAUGUGCUGCCCGGCUCCGGCAACUCCCAGUCUUCAGGCUACGAGCGCCCGGGAUGGGCCCAGGGCGAUUUGGACAACAGCGAUGACGACUGGAUGGGCGGCGACGACUUCGAGCUCGCUCCCGACGACUCGGCCAGCAACAUCAGCAGCUCGAGACACCGCCGACCCAAGCGCCGGACGGAACGGCGCACACCCGCUCCGAUCGAGGAGGACGAUGAGGAAAACUGA